AUGCCAUUCCACUUUGGAGACCGCAAAGGUUAUUAUGAUGCCAAUGAGAUGAAAGGCAAUCCUCAGGGCUCUGGAUAUGCAGAUGGUUAUUAUGAUCCAAAUGCUAACACAGGUCCACGAGGCUAUAAUAUGAAUCAAAACUACUACGAUGGCGCUUCGAGAGGCUUCGGAGGAAACCCAAUGUUUGGCCAGGGUUCUAAUUACAAUCAUAAUAUGAAUAGAAGACAACACAUGAGUUCGGAUUCGGAUGAUUCGGACCAUGGAGGACGAUAUUCUAGAGGUUCAUCAAAGCAUCGAAACCAAGGAAGACAUGGCUCAAACAACCCUUCACAUAAAUAUCGUCGAAACCAUUCAAGUGAUAACAGUUCAGAUUCCGAGCAUGCGGCAUCAUUUGACAUUCAUCCACAAUCACGAAGCAGCAAGUACACAUUGGAAGACCAUCAGAAUAAAAAUUGCCAUUCCCCAUGUCGUUUAUAA
Heterobilharzia americana is the source of this 477-nucleotide messenger RNA. The record is from the annotation of a GenBank genome assembly. Lineage: Eukaryota; Metazoa; Platyhelminthes; Trematoda; Strigeidida; Schistosomatidae.